AUGGAACCUAAGCAUCUUCUCACACCUUACAAGAUGGGAAAGUUUGAUCUAUCUCACAGGGUGGUAUUGGCUCCAUUGACAAGGCAAAGGUCAUAUGGCAAUGUCCCACAACCACAUGCAAUUCUAUAUUACUCUCAAAGAACCACUCCUGGUGGCCUUCUCAUAUCAGAAGCCACAGGGAUUUCAGACACUGCUCAAGGGUUUCCAGAUACUCCUGGGAUUUGGACAAAAGAGCAGGUGGAAGCUUGGAAGCCAAUUGUGAAAGCAGUGCAUGACAAGGGAGGUGUUUUCUUUUGCCAACUUUGGCAUGUUGGAAGGGUUUCCAACAAUGGGUUUCAACCUAAUGGUGAACCACCAAUCUCAUCAACUGAUAAACCCAUUAUAUCGAAAACUAGGGAAGAGGUAGACAUCACUGAGUUUUCACCUCCAAGGAGGCUAAAAACUAAUGAAAUUCCUCACAUUAUCAAUGACUUCAGACUUGCAGCAAAAAAUGCCAUUGAAGCAGGGUUUGAUGGAGUGGAAAUCCAUGGAGGAAACACAUACCUAAUAGGACAAUUCAUGAAGGACAGUGUAAAUGAUCGAGACGACGAGUACGGAGGAAGCCUAGAGAACCGAUGUCGAUUCGGUCUAGAAGUAGUAGAAGCCAUUGUGAAGGAGAUUGGAGCAGAAAGAGUAGGAGUAAGACUGUCACCAUUCCUUGACCUAAUGGAUGAACCAGACUCAAACCCUAAUGCCUUAGGGCUCUACAUGGCAGAGUCCUUAAACAAGUAUAAUAUCCUAUACUUGCAUGUGAUUGAACCAAGGAUGGUUUUAAUGGAAGGAAAGCUUCAAAUCCCUCAUGCAGUGUUUCCAAUGAGGAAAGUGUUCAUCAAUGGAGCUCUCAUUGUUGCAGGAGGAUAUGAUAAGGAUGAAGGUGAUAAAGUUAUAAGAGAAGGUUAUGCUGAUUUAGUGGCAUUUGGACGUUUGUUUUUGGCUAAUCCUGAUUUACCAAAGAGAUUUGAGGUUAAUGCAAUGCUUAGUAAGUAUGAUAGAAAGACUUUUUAUAUUUCUGAUCCUGUUUUAGGGUAUACUGAUUACCCAUUUCUUCUUAAUUAG
Messenger RNA from Dioscorea cayenensis subsp. rotundata (Guinea yam), 1095 nucleotides. Its product is annotated as putative 12-oxophytodienoate reductase 11. The transcript is spliced from 5 exons. Lineage: Eukaryota; Viridiplantae; Streptophyta; Magnoliopsida; Dioscoreales; Dioscoreaceae. Bases 1 to 1095 code for a protein of 364 amino acids. Gene Ontology annotation, molecular function: oxidoreductase activity; FMN binding. The record is from RefSeq and is a predicted model, not a curated record.